AUGUCGUACGCCCCCGAUGGCCGUCUGCUGUCGCCUGGCGAGGUGUAUGAAGCCGCACCCACACUCGUGAAAGAAGACGAGUGGCAGGAAGACCUAAACGUUGCCAUGAUCUGCCCCGACUGCAAAGAAAACCCCCCCAAUCUGGUCGAAGAGUUCAGCGCCGGCGACACCAUCUGCGGUUCUUGCGGUCGCGUGCUUGCGGAGAGGACUAUAGACACGCGUUCCGAGUGGCGCACCUUUUCCAACGACGAUCAAGGAAACGACGAUCCCUCUCGUAUCGGAGACGCCGCGAACCCCCUGCUACACGGCUCUCAGCUCCAGACUGAGAUCAGUUUCGGUGACGGCGGUAUGAGGUCUAGGGACCUGAGCCGCGCGCUUAACAAGACCAACCACGACAAGGUCAACAAGGCGCUGCAGGCCGCGUAUGGACAAAUCUCCGCGCUCUGCGACUCACAGAACAUCAGCCGCCCUACCGCUGAGACGGCCAAGAUGCUGUUCAAGAUGACCGAUGACGCAAAACUCUUCAAGGGCAAAUCGCAAGACGCUAUCAUCGCCGGGUGCAUCUUCAUAGCCUGCAGAAAGCACGACCAGCAGCGCAGUUUCCGCGAGAUCUUCAAGAUGACCAACGUGAGCAAGAAGGAAGUUGGCCGUACGUUCAAGGUGCUCGAAGCCUUUAUACAAAAGUCCCAGAAUAACGGGCCGUCAGUUGCAGGAAACGGUGCCGUCAUCGACACUGUCAACCUUCUCAACCAGAAAGGCGGUACCACAGCCACCGGCGCCGCAAGUCUUAUGCCCCGUGCCUGCGCCAAACUCGCCCUUGGAACACAAGUCCAGAUGGUCGCAGAAGAGUGCGCGGAUCAGGUCGCCCACUACGGAGUUGCAGCCGGACGCUCCCCCCUCUCCAUCGCCGGCGCCUGUCUCUACCUCGUCUCCCACCUCAUGGGUCAGCCCAAAUCUCCAAAAGAGAUCGGUUUGGCUGUCGAGGUCAGCGACGGAACGAUCCGCACAGCCUACAAGCUCAUGCACUUGGAGCAGGACAAGCUUAUCAAGGAGGAAUGGAUCGCCAAGGGUGGCGACCGCUCCAGGAUUCCGCAAGCUUGA
Messenger RNA from Alternaria ventricosa, 1101 nucleotides. RefSeq lists its product as uncharacterized. The record is from RefSeq and is a predicted model, not a curated record. Gene Ontology annotation, cellular component: transcription preinitiation complex; nucleus. The transcript has 2 exons. Gene Ontology annotation, molecular function: RNA polymerase II general transcription initiation factor activity; TBP-class protein binding. Gene Ontology annotation, biological process: transcription preinitiation complex assembly; transcription initiation at RNA polymerase II promoter. The coding region runs from base 1 to 1101 and encodes 366 amino acids. NCBI's taxonomy places the organism in Eukaryota, Fungi, Ascomycota, Dothideomycetes, Pleosporales, Pleosporaceae.